Camelina sativa (false flax) is the source of this 1054-nucleotide messenger RNA. The record is from RefSeq and is a predicted model, not a curated record. NCBI's taxonomy places the organism in Eukaryota, Viridiplantae, Streptophyta, Magnoliopsida, Brassicales, Brassicaceae.
CUACCAUUUCGCAGCAACCACGAUCAGUGACCAUGUGCAUGGGCAAAUCAGGGCCAAACACUCCCAAGGACAAGGUGGUCCUCAUCACGGGUACUACCGGCACUGGCAAGUCACGCCUCUCCGUUGAUCUCGCCAAACAUUUCUCCGGCGAGAUCAUAAAUUCGGAUAAGAUGCAAGUUUAUAGUGGGAUAGAGAUUGCAACAAAUCUCAUCCCACUCAAUGAACAAGGUGGAGUCCCGCACCAUCUUCUCGGUGACUUUCGCCCGGAAGAUGGCGAACUUACCCCAAGAGAGUUUCGCUCUUUAGCGACAUUGUCCAUCGCUGAAGUUGUUUCCAAAGGGAAACUCCCUAUUAUAGUUGGUGGGUCCAACUCAUUCAACCACGCUCUCCUUGCAGAGCGUUUUGACCCGACAAUUGAUCCUUUCGCUCCUAGCUCGAGUCUUUCAACCAUCUGCCCGGACCUGAGGUACAACUGCUGCAUCUUCUGGGUGGAUGUUUCAGAGCAGGUUCUGUUCCAACACUUGCGCAACCGAGUUGACAAGAUGAUCGAGUCGGGGCUGUUCGAGCAGCUGGCCGCUUUCUAUGACCCAAUAGUCGAUUUAGGGCCCCGACUUGGGGUCCGAAAGACUAUAGGCGUAGAGGAGUUCGAUCGGUACUUUAGAAUGUACCCAAGGGAGAAGAACACAGGAGUGUGGGACUUGGGAAGAAAGAAUACCUACGAGGAGGCUGUCAAGGCCAUGAAAGAAAGGACGUGUCUGCUUGUUAAGAAGCAGAAAGAGAAAAUUAUCAAGCUGAUAAGAGGUGGCUGGGAAAUCAAAAGGCUUGAUGCCACGGCAGCUAUCAUGGCGGAGCUGAAUAAGAGUUCAGAAGUAUUGGGAGAAGGAUUGAGCAGUAUGGAUAUUUGGCAGAAGGACAUCGUGGAGGAAAGCGUGGAAACUGUUAAAAGUUUCUUGCUGGAAGGGUAGUUUUUUUUUCUAAUUAAAUAAUGUAAAUAUGUGUUAUAAAUAAAUAAAAUUCUGUAUGAUUUGAAGAAAAAUACCAUAUUAUGCUUUUA